AUGAGCCAAUCGCAGCACAGUCGCAAGAGGUCUGCCUCUGCCAUGUCCUUGAGUGACAACUCGGACGCCGACCUUUUUCAUUUACCCAGAGACUCUAUCAAUCCUCUCAGUCACACAGCUUCUGUCCUUCAUCAACUUCGUCUCGCUGGCCUAUCGGAGACAGACCAACCACCAUCACGAGAGCAGCCUAAAUUUCCGCACCGCGCGUGGCAAAACCCAGACGUGCCAACGAGGCAUGGUGUCACCGUUGCCGCCAGUGCAAAGCCGCUAGAAAGCGAUAGCGAUGAGCAGGAGCAAAGAGAUCUGGAUGAGGAGAGAAAGCCUCGCUCCCGAAAGAAGGAUGGUGAGAAGAAGGCGAGAUACGCCUCAGAGAAACAGCAGUUCAGGCCCUUGGUCAGAGCAAUCUACGGAUUUUUGGACAAAGGAGACGUGGCCAACGCCAAACGUGCGUUUGGUAUUCUUGUGAGGUCGCAUGUGUAUGGCAAGCCUGUCGAUAUCAGGCGUAACAAUUACUGGGCACUGGGUGCUGAGAUACUGAUGCGCGAGGGUGAUGGCAGAGAAAGCAGAGCAGAUGAGAGCCAAGAAGUAGAAGCAUAUCCGGCCGAAAACAUACUACGAGUGCGCGAAUACUUCCAAGAUCUUAUCCAGCGGUAUCCUUACAAUUUCAAAUACCGCAAUGCAGUCUCGGCUGUUGACUUUUGGCCCGCGCUCCUGAGUUACGAGGUCUAUCAAGUGCACACUCAACAGACGGCGUCCCUGCGCCGGCUGGAGCGCGAGGUGGAAGACUGGGAAGAUGACUCCUGGCAGGAGCCUCAUCCGGGUAGUGGGAUUGAUGAAAUGAUGGAUGACACCGAUAUGAAAGCGGAAAUACCCGUCUGGCAAGCAGACGCGCGGGAUAGGCGGUUGCGCCAGGCGAGAGACCUGAUUCGUGUGCGAACGCUGGAUGGCCUGCGACAGGUGGCUAGCCGCAUGGAUGAUUUGCUUGAGGACCGGCCCUACUCGACCAAACCCGAACUCUUAAGGUUAAGGGGAAUGGUGUCCUUGUAUAUGGGCGACUUACUCAUCCCAGCUUGCGCGCAAACAGAGGGACAGAUGGCAGAGGCCAAGGUUCGGCGUGAAGCAGAGAGGAACAAUGCACUAAGCAGUUUCCAGAGGAUGAUUGAAUAUGGCGGUCGACCUGAUGCUUUUGUUCAGGGGAUAUUGGCCCCUACGGAGGAAGAUACCGGCCCCCUAUUGCCCAUAUUUUCCUCAUUACCUAUCAGAGAGUACCGAACAGCAAGCUAG
Molecule: messenger RNA, 1284 nt
Organism: Colletotrichum truncatum
Lineage: Eukaryota; Fungi; Ascomycota; Sordariomycetes; Glomerellales; Glomerellaceae
Biological process (GO): transcription initiation at RNA polymerase I promoter; nucleolar large rRNA transcription by RNA polymerase I
Cellular component (GO): RNA polymerase I core factor complex
Molecular function (GO): RNA polymerase I core promoter sequence-specific DNA binding; RNA polymerase I general transcription initiation factor activity; TBP-class protein binding
Source: RefSeq, a predicted model, not a curated record